AUGGGCUCCGCGGCCUCGAAGCCAGUGAAGUCUACUGCUGGCGCAGCUGCGCGCCGGCAGUACCCAAAACAAGCCGCUCCCCCACCGAGGACGCCACGAACAGCUCCGAAAGCGUCGCCAACGCCGCAACACUCUACUCCUACAUCUGCACCAGCGCCGUCACCGAGCCAGGCGCCAGACCGCGUACCACAAGGGCCGACUUACCACUCCAAAGAACAGCCUUCGAGCACCAGGUCAAGCGCUAUUGAUCUCGAUGGCCGAGACCCUGACUUCGCUGCCUCCCUCCGCCAUAUCGGACCCGUCAACCCAUCCCCAACCCUCUCCAACUCCAGCACCGUCUACCGCGGUUCCAUGCAGACCGUCUUCCCGACAGCCUCUAACCCUGCUCUCCUCGUUUUGACCGCGCGCCAACGAAUCGGCAAGGCUGCGCAAGAAGAGCUUGAGCAGGUCGCACGCGGCAGCGGCACCGGAAGGCAAUUCCUGGACGCGUUUACUAUCUCGCAGGCGCUGACUAUGCGCGACCAGCAGAAAAUGCCUCUGCAAGAGAUUGAGAGAUUACUGCGGAUGAAAAAGGGUGUUAUGGACCGCUUAGGGAAAGACGGGGUGGUUUCGCGGGUCUCAGUGUGA
This is a messenger RNA of Penicillium canariense, 627 nucleotides long. RefSeq lists its product as uncharacterized. NCBI's taxonomy places the organism in Eukaryota, Fungi, Ascomycota, Eurotiomycetes, Eurotiales, Aspergillaceae. The record is from RefSeq and is a predicted model, not a curated record. The transcript is spliced from 2 exons. Bases 1 to 627 code for a protein of 208 amino acids.